This is a messenger RNA of Bradysia coprophila, 2444 nucleotides long. RefSeq names its product venom dipeptidyl peptidase 4-like. Gene Ontology annotation, biological process: proteolysis. The record is from RefSeq and is a predicted model, not a curated record. Lineage: Eukaryota; Metazoa; Arthropoda; Insecta; Diptera; Sciaridae. Gene Ontology annotation, molecular function: dipeptidyl-peptidase activity; serine-type peptidase activity. Gene Ontology annotation, cellular component: plasma membrane.
CAAUCAUUCAAUUGUGAGGAAAUUAUUCGCAGCGAUAACAUAUCGACAAAUAAUACUUAUUUGCUUAGUUCCAUCGUAACGGCGAACGGUCAUAAUACUCUCUAAGAUGAAAACGAGAGUACUUGUACUCGUACUAUGCAUAUGCACAUUCCUUAGUCUUACCAGUGCAAUUCCAAUUAACACCAGACAAACCAACAAAAAACCGAUUACAUUUGAAGACAUUUUCACUGGUCGAUUUUAUUUCGCCAGUUUUAACGGUUCAUGGAUCUCGGAUGAAGAAAUCCUGUUCCGAAGAAAUGGUGACCUAAUUAAAUACGAUGUGUCUAAUGGAAAUAGCCAAGUAUUUUUGGAAGCCGAUGUUUACAAUAAUUGGGUAUCACCGAGCUUCACAUACUCAACUGACUACACUAAAUUGUUGGUGCGUUUCAAUGUUACGUAUGUCUUCAGACAUUCCGUUGUAGCACAGUAUGACGUCUACGACAUUGCCAGCAAAACGAUUACGCGAGUCGGCAAUGGUGAACCUCUCAAUUUUUGUGUUUUGUCGCCCAAUGGCAACCUGGUAACCUUUGUUAAGGACAACAAUGUUUUCACGCAGACGAUAAACGCUGAUGAAAUCCAAUUGACUAAUGACGGUAUCAAUGGCGUUGUGUAUAAUGGUGUGCCUGAUUGGGUUUAUGAAGAGGAGGUGCUCGGCAGUGGAGGAGCCCUAUGGUUUUCGCCGAGUGGAAAUAAAAUUGCAAUUGCGAGUUUCGAUGAUACCGAUGUGGAGGAAUUCACCUACGUUCUGUAUGAAAAUCAAUAUGAAAAAGAAGAACGCCUCAGAUAUCCUAAGGCUGGCAGAAUGAAUCCAACAGUCCAAUUCAGGUAUAUUGAUCUGUCAGAUCCUUCGAUGACGUGGCACACAUUUGCAGCACCAGAAAAAGUAACAGACGAUCACAUUCUUUAUUCUGUCAAUUGGAUUACUGACGAUGUCGUUGGCGCAUUUUGGUUGAAUCGAAGGCAGAAUCUCGGAAGUUACCAGAUAUGUAGUACUAUUGGGAGUCGAAAUUGUUACGAGGCUUUUGAUUUAUCUGAGCCAAGUGGUUGGGUAGAAAUCAGCGCCAUACGAUGCACAGCCUCAGGGAAUCCGUGUUUUUUUAUCGGUUUCGGCAAUGGACUAUGGCGAUCAAUUCAACGUUUUAAUUUAAAUUCACCGGACGAACCGCCUAGCACGAUGUUUCCCAAGAAUUCCACUGUACUGAGUCUAUAUGGCUUCAGUGACGAUGGAAGUGACGUUUACUUCACGUCAACUCUGCCAGGUCAACCGAAUGCUCAGCACAUUUUUAAAAAUGAUAAAUGUUUGAGCUGCGACAUUGUUGGACCAGAGGAUGAAUUGUGCGAUUUCAGUAGAGCAAGUUUCAGUAAAUCAUUUACCUACUUUGCUUUUACAUGCGCUGGACCCGGGCCAUCUUACACACGGAUAUACCGGACGGAUGAUGGGACGGAACUGCUCAUUUGGGAGGAAAACAUAAACAGUCGCUUAACACUGGAGGAAUAUCAACGGCCACAUGUUCAUUUUGAAAAUGUAACGGUCACCGACGGAUUUGUUGCUAUCGUUAAGUUAACAUUGCCACCGGAAAUCGACAUGAAUAACUCACCCACCGACAUCAAAUAUCCGAUGGUUGUUGAAGUUUAUGGCGGCCCUGAUUCCGUCGAAGUGACAAGCUCAUUUUCCGUCGGUUUCAAAGACUACCAGGUUACGUCCCACAAAAUAAUCCAUUGUCGUAUUGAUGGUCGAGGUUCAGGAAAUAAAGGCAAAGAAAUGCUGUUCGCCAUCAACAAUCAAAUGGGCACAGUGGAAAUCGAGGACCAAAUUGCUGUAACGAAAUAUCUUCAGCAAAAAUAUCGCUUUAUUGACGAAAUGAGAACGGGUAUUUGGGGCUGGAGCUAUGGCGGCUAUGCAACGGCGAUGAUAUUGGCCACGGAUGUUGAAAAGAUAUUCCGGUGUGGCAUUUCGGUGGCACCGGUAUCGGCCUGGAUUUAUUACGAUUCUAUUUACACUGAACGUUACAUGGGUCUGCCGACGUUGGCUGACAAUUUGAUCAACUACAAUGCAACAGACGUCAGUUUACACAUUGGCGAACUAAAGAGUCACGAAUUUUUGUUGAUGCAUGGUAACGCCGACGACAAUGUUCAUUUUCAAAAUACAAUGGUCCUGACGAAAGCUUUAGUCGAUGCCGGUGUACAAUUUGAACAAGCUAGCUAUCCUAACGAAGCGCACAGUUUGGGUGGCGUUCAACGACACGUUUAUCAUACAAUCGACAAUUUCUGGACGAAAUGUUUUCAAAAUUGAAGUUCUGAGGCUUACAACGCACACAGUAACUCAUACAUAAGUCGUAUAAAGUUGGCAUACAUUUUGUACAACUUGAAUUAUACAAUAAAGUUUUAGAAAGAUUUUUCUUUCG